UGAUAAAAAAUGAGGCGUACAUAUCUCUAGUUUGUGUGUGAAUCGAACCCCAUCUCACCUCGACCGUCCAUUUUCACGGCCAUCCAAUGGUGUUAGAUUCACGCACAAACUCGUGAUCUGUCUCGUCCACGAUGCCAUACCCCCGGCUGCUUUUGGCGCCAUUUCUUCUUAUAAUUUUACGAUUUUCCCUCUAAUUUUCAGGAGUCGUAGAAAAGGAGAAAUCAGUCAAUCACACUGUUUCAGGGAAGUAAUCAGAUCAGAUGGCCGGGGAGGAGUCAACAAGCGCGAUCAUGGAUGAUCAUGAGACCCUGAUUUCGACGACCGACGUGGAGCUCUUGAAGAGAGCUUGGCGUAAUGAGAAGGCUGCUCCAGAGAUUCUUCAGUACGAAUCUUCUCUGGUUCAGAGAAUCAAGGAGCAGAUUGAAUUGGUGGAGCAAAACGUGGAGAUGUUUGAAGGGGACGGAAUUGAUCCCCUUACCGUGUCACUUUACCAGAUGGACCUCGAUAGGACUCAAUUUCUGUUGAGAUCGUAUCUCCGCGUUCGCCUCCAGAAGAUUGAGGAGUACCUGUUCCACAUUUUAAAAACUGAUGAGCAUCUGAACCGGCUCUCAAAGCCGGAGCAAAUGUUUGCGCGAAGGUGCACUGAUGAUCUGGGAAAUCAUCUGGAUGAGACUGUUCUGUCAAAGUUGCCUGAUAAUUAUCAGUCUGUACUAAAGCAAUCCAUAACGAGCGAAGAGGAUGAUAUGGUGCCGGCACCACGGUUGGACACAUUCGUUAUCUGCAAAGCCAAGCAGUAUCUCUCCAGUAUUGACUUUGAGCCAGAGUAUAGCAUGGAAAUUACAGAAAUGGAGCGAGAUUUACUUACCUUUGCAUGUUACAAGUUCAUAAAGAAGCCUUUAGAGAAGGGGAAAAUAGAUUUGGUCUAAGCAUCCAGCUAUUGUAUGGUAUAGUUGUCAUAAAGGAAAAGAACUAUCAGCGAUGGCGCAGGUUUCUCCUUUAAAUGAUUUCAUCAUAUUACUUGUCAAGUUUGGUUAUGUAUUAGCAGCCUAUGGCAAUCUUGGUAACAAAGUGCUUAUUUAUUUUACAACUCGAGUCUCUAGUAACCAAUCUUUUGCUCAUCUUUGUAUAGAUGAUGGUAACAAAGUACUUACUUAUUUCA
Manihot esculenta (cassava) is the source of this 1159-nucleotide messenger RNA. Its product is annotated as DNA replication complex GINS protein SLD5. Lineage: Eukaryota; Viridiplantae; Streptophyta; Magnoliopsida; Malpighiales; Euphorbiaceae. Gene Ontology annotation, biological process: DNA-templated DNA replication; double-strand break repair via break-induced replication. The record is from RefSeq and is a predicted model, not a curated record. The transcript has 6 exons. Bases 261 to 926 code for a protein of 221 amino acids. Gene Ontology annotation, cellular component: GINS complex.